This is a messenger RNA of Seminavis robusta, 313 nucleotides long. The record is from the annotation of a GenBank genome assembly. Lineage: Eukaryota; Bacillariophyta; Bacillariophyceae; Naviculales; Naviculaceae.
AUGUUCAGCAACAAUAAAGGAUUCGAUGCCACCAAGCUCAAAGCAGCACUCAAGCUGGCUAGCAGCCGCUUUGACGUAGCCAAAAACAAAAAGUCGGCGCUCAUGAAACAAAACAUGAGAGAAAUUGCCAUGCUACUGGCCGAAGAGCCUCCCAAAGAAGAAAAGGCAAGGAUUCGAACGGAACGAUUGAUCAAAGAUGACUACUUGAUUGAAGCAUAUGAGAUUCUUCAACUGGAAUGCCAAUUGCUGACAGAGAGAGUGCAGCUAUUGAAGCACUCCAACAAGAAUGAGUGCCCUGCGGAUCUUGUGCCUU